AUCAGAACAAAAACCAGAAAUUAUUGAACGUAGAGAAAAAUAUUGCGUAUUUAAACAAUACAGAGGGUAUGCCACAUUGAAACUUAAAGCCUUAACUAAAAAAGCUUAACUUUUAAUGCUUACUGUCUUACAUGACCUGAUCAAACCUUCUGAAUGGAGAGAGAAGUUUAAGCAUACAAGUCUGUGAAUACACACUGCAACCAUGUCCAAAUCCACCAGGGUUCCAGGGUACAUGCAGUCUAAGGGGGCCCGGAACAGAGGACCACUAGGUGACAGGGAGAUCAGAUACAAAUGUUCUAUGCAGAACACAAUCCUCGAUGUGUUACGUGCACGACCUGGUUGGCAAGAGGUGUCAGGCCCCAACCCACCACAGCAGCAGCAGCUGCAGCAACAACAACAGCAGGAAAAGAAGGGGUCUGGGGAAAAAUCAGCCACACAAAACAAGGAUAAAAGCGGUGUGGGUAAUGCUGCUGGCACAGGAUCGGGGUCUGUUGCAACAGGCAAAUCUAGCUCUCAGAACUCAGCCCCUAGCAACCAGUUGCCAACAACAACAAGCUCAAGGUCAAGCAGCGUCGGGAAAACUGGCGGCUUAAUGCCCCCAUUCCUUCCCCCGACAAGAAAUGUUGAAGGAGACUGGGAUUUCCACUGGUGUGACAGAGAAUGGCUCCAUGCAAACUACGACACCAUGUUUUUACAGGAGCACCAGAAAAUCCUACAUUUCCGUAACCAUUAUGAGCUAACACGUAAAAACCUGAUGGUGAAGAACCUAAAGAGAUUACGGAAGCAGACAGAGCGUGAAAUGGGUAAAAAAGAGGCUGAGAGCUUCGACUUCUACCCGACCACUUACGAACUACCAAGUGAGUACCACAUAUUUGUGGAAGAAUUCAAGAAGAACCAGGGAAUUAUCUGGAUUAUGAAACCCGCCGCCAAGUCCCAGGGUCGUGGAAUAUUUCUCUUUCGCAAACUCAAGGACAUUACAGACUGGAAGAAGGGAGAGUACCAGCCAUUGACUGACCCAAAUCGUGAGGUCCCGGAGACCUAUGUGGUCCAGCGCUACAUAGAAGACCCCUACCUGAUUGGUGGUCGCAAGUUCGACAUCCGAGUCUACGUUCUUGUAGUCUCUUAUAACCCUUUGAAAGUGUGGCUAUACAGAUCAGGGUUUGCACGAUUCUCCAAUUCAAGAUUUUCUCUUGACUCAAUAGAAGAUGCAUAUGUACACCUGACGAAUGUCGCUGUACAAAAGACAGCCCCAGACUAUGACCCUGAUAAGGGAUGCAAGUGGGCAACACAACAGUUGCGAUCAUAUCUGACAGCAAAACAUGGAUCAGAUGCUGCAAGGCGAGUGUUUCAAGGCAUAGAUAACAUCAUUAUCAAGAGCUUGCAGAGUGUACAGAAGAUCAUCAUCAACGAUAAACACUGCUUCGAGAUGUACGGAUAUGACGUCCUGCUGGAUGACAAGCUUAAACCAUGGUUAAUUGAGAUCAAUGCGUCACCAUCACUGACUGCCAGCGGGAAAGAUGAUUAUGACCUUAAACAUGGCGUGCUCAACGACGUCCUCAAUGUACUUGACCUGGAAAAUAGGUUGACUGGUAAGGAAAAGCGUGUUGGUGGGUUUGACCUAAUCUGGGAUGAUGGGGCUGUUACCACUGACGACGGUGCCAUGGAAUGUUCUGUAAACAGCGUCUCUACAACAUCCAACUCUUUCCUGGGGUGUCACUGUGACCGGAAGAAGCACCUGCGUGAGAUCUACACAGCCGCCCAAGCUCUCAAAAAGUCCACCCCUUCCUGAUCGGCACAUCUACCUCACUAUCCAGGAUGUACAGAACGUGUGAACUACAGUGUCACCAAGGUCUACUGCAUUUGACACACGGAAGAUUCUUCACUUCAUCAAUCUCCUUAACUGUUUUAUUCCAAAAGUAGAAUGUGUUAUGCUUAAUGUAAACAAUCCAUCAACAAUAUUGAAAGUUAAUUUUAAAGGAGAAGAAAAUAUCACUCCAAAAAUAUAACAGUUCAAAAUUUCACAUUUAUGUUACAAUAACUUAAAACAUUCUUAGGAUGCUUUUGUAAAACAACCCCAUAACAGUGCAAACAUCCUUAGAGAGGUUUCUGUCUGGUGUUUCAGUUUUAAAUGCUGAGUUUUAGAUGAUGCCAAAAUAAUAGGGGCAUAAAAACAUUUUUGACUUUUGAUUAAAUCUUAUCAUAAGUUUAACACUUGCAGUGCAUCCAAUCAGUGCUCAGAAGUUCAUGUCCUGUUAUUUUGUUUAUUAGCCUACAAGACUUAGUGGAUUUGAAUCUACGAGUUAUAGUUCAUGUAACAUAUUCAUGCAGUCGCUGUAAUUCUACAGGAUUCUUUUCAUUAGUAAAACAAACUUUAACAUCUAAUGAAGAACAUUAUUCAUACUGACUAAUGUGAACAAACAUGUUUUAACACAAAUUAACUAGCUAAGUUAUUUAUAUUAAACAUUGCAAGUCGACUUAAUCUAAUCUGUGAGAUGUAUUUUUCUUUGAUGUAAUCUCUCUUUUGUCAUCUGUUAUUUUAUCUUGUGUGAAAUUCUAUUUAUGCAAACUUGUUUUCCAUGGAUGUUCUGUGUUGAACCCUAAUGAACCUUGUUAAUCCAUGGUUUGAAAUAUGUACAUCAGUCAUCACUUAUAAUAAGUUAAUGAUUUGUUCGUGGUCAUUUAAUGGAUUGAUACAUUCAUGGGGUGAAUGACUUAUCAAAGCACAUCAAUUCAUUCUGGGCUAAGCUAGGCUAAGCUCAGCUAGACUCAACUAAUUGAAUGAACAUGUGUCAGGUUCUAAACAGGAAGAAAUAUUGUUGUGCUAUUCUGCUUAAAUAUAUUUUGGAUUGACAUUCCAACAUGUAUUGCAAUCUUUGGUUUCGCUGUCAGAGGAUCUUAUUGGAAUUUCAACCUUGUUCUCAAUUGAAAAUAUAUUCAUAACUCGAACAAUAUACAACAUAUAUAGCAAAGCUCAUAAAUCUGUCUUGAAUAAAUAUCCAGUGUGACUUAACAAAAACAAUUGGAUGGGCAUCGGUCUAAGCUUUGCAGCAGUUUUGUAUCCUAGCCAGUAUACAUGAUAACAUGAAUAAAGUCAACCCUAUGUUUUUGAUGGUUGACUUUGUUUGAUAUUGUUUAACUUGUUAUUUACAAAUAGUUUUAACAUUAAGUUGAGUUGAGAAUAUGCAAUGUGUUUGACCCUUUGCUUUGUUCUAAAAACCUGUAAUUUAGUUCAAAUAUAACCAUAGGUGAUACAUAUUUUAACUGUGAUGACAAAUGUGAAUACCGUCCAUUUAUACAUGUAUAUUUAUUGAAAUUUACUUGAACUAUUAUGUUUAAUUAAAAUUGAAUGUUCAGUGUUUUAUUGAUCAAUAAAGCCUCAAAAAGUA
Mya arenaria is the source of this 3386-nucleotide messenger RNA. Its product is annotated as probable tubulin polyglutamylase TTLL9. The transcript has 19 exons. Gene Ontology annotation, biological process: protein polyglutamylation; microtubule cytoskeleton organization. Gene Ontology annotation, molecular function: tubulin binding; tubulin-glutamic acid ligase activity. Gene Ontology annotation, cellular component: cilium. NCBI's taxonomy places the organism in Eukaryota, Metazoa, Mollusca, Bivalvia, Myida, Myidae. The record is from RefSeq and is a predicted model, not a curated record. Bases 203 to 1789 code for a protein of 528 amino acids.